AUGCCGGUUUCAACGUUGCGGCGGACGCAUACCCUUUCCCGAAUCACAAAUGAAACCAAGAUUCAGGUCUCCCUAUCACUGGACGGAGGCUCGCUCCUUGCAUAUGAACCCUCGCAACAUUUCUCUUCAUCUAUUCCUCCAGCCCAGCAACAGACGCACCCAGAUGUUCUAGUGCCAUUACCCACAUCUCACCAUGCAACACAAAUAACCCCCACCCAGCAGAUUGCCAUUUCUACCGGCAUUGGAUUUCUAGACCAUAUGCUCCAUGCACUUGCAAAGCAUGCAGGCUGGUCUCUAGCUAUUCGAGCUUCCGGAGAUCUCAUCAUCGACGACCACCAUACUACUGAAGAUGUCUUUCUCGCACUCGGGUCCGCAUUCAACGCUGCACUAGGCAAACGGGCCUCUCUCGUUCGUUUUGGUCGGGGCGACGCGCCACUUGAUGAAGCUUUGUCGUGGGCCGUCAUUGAUUUGUCCAAUCGGCCAUACAGUGUGAUCGACUUCGGAUUCACCAGGGAAAAAAUCGGUGACCUCAGCACGGAAAUGCUCACGCAUGGGUUAGAGAGUUUUGCUCAAGCCGCAAGUGUGACAUUGCAUGUCAACUGUGUAUAUGGACACAACAACCACCAUAGAGCAGAGAGCGCCUUCAAGGCCCUUGCUGUUGCCUGCAGGCAAGCGUGUGAGAGGAGACCCGAGGGCGCUGUAGGCAGCGGAGACGUGACGAGUACCAAAGGGGUCCUUGGCUCAAGUGUGAAUGGCUAG
Messenger RNA from Rhinocladiella mackenziei CBS 650.93, 759 nucleotides. RefSeq lists its product as uncharacterized. The coding region runs from base 1 to 759 and encodes 252 amino acids. The transcript has a single exon. Gene Ontology annotation, molecular function: imidazoleglycerol-phosphate dehydratase activity. Gene Ontology annotation, biological process: L-histidine biosynthetic process. The record is from RefSeq and is a predicted model, not a curated record. Lineage: Eukaryota; Fungi; Ascomycota; Eurotiomycetes; Chaetothyriales; Herpotrichiellaceae.